Messenger RNA from Trichomonas vaginalis G3, 519 nucleotides. RefSeq lists its product as uncharacterized. NCBI's taxonomy places the organism in Eukaryota, Parabasalia, Trichomonadida, Trichomonadidae. Bases 1 to 519 code for a protein of 172 amino acids. The transcript has a single exon. The record is from RefSeq and is a predicted model, not a curated record.
AUGUCAUAUGAUGACAAAUAUAGACACUUCUCCCAGGCAAAGAUGAGACAAGUUUUAAAUAUUUACAAUAGCCGUAAACAAAAAGGUUUGGGAAACCACUCCCCUGAAGAAAUGAAAAACAACCCCGACUUAGAGAAAGACUAUAUAUUUAAUAGUUUAGUCAAAAGAGACAAACAAGAAAGAAUGCCAGGCUUCAAACUUAAGAAAGGUGACAAAGUAAAAAUAGAAAUACCUAAACGCGACCCAUAUGAAAAUACUAUUGACUAUGACAACAAUGGGAACUCGACAGGUACUCACCUUCGUGUUCGUAAAAAUAGAAGAAAGUAUACAAGAGAAUAUUAUGAAGUUUUAGGCAAACAUGGCAAAAUGUACAGACUGCAAGCAGAAGAUAAAACUACUAUUGUCAGACCUCGUUUCAAACUUGUCAAAGUUCAAGGUGGUAUACUUUCAAAGACAGUUCCUAACAAAUAUAAGACAACUCCUGACGAAUAUGCUAAAGAAGUUGAAAAUGACGACUAA